GAAUUAGAACUGGUCACACUGGCUUGUCUGGAUCGAGAUUUCAGCUCGUCAACAAUUGCGCACUAAAUUUUCAGUAAAAACAAACAAGUUGGUCGUGCGGAGGCAUCAAGAACACAGCAUACGAGCAGCCAUGACAAUUCUGGGAAAACUGCGGGGACAGCCCACGGACCAGGAGAAGGUGCCCCUGCCCAUGAACCUCAACGACGAGGCGCUCAUGCACCAUGGCUCCCUAAUCGCAGUGAGUUUUGCUUGGCAUCGCAUCUGCGGGAUGUGUCCUUAUUUUUGCGCAAUCGUGCUAUGUCCUUGUCCAUCCCUCGCGCCCUGCCCGCCACCGUGUCCUUCGUCCUGCGGCCCGAGAGCCACAAGUCUCGUGAUGGGUGGGUGGUUGGUGCUGAUUCCGAUUCGGAAUCCAUUCCGAAUUACAGCCUCAGCAGCAGCAGCUCGCCAUCGAUUUUUCCCCGACCAAGCUCCGCACUCCUUGGUGUCCUUGUGGCCCGUGCUUCCCCUUACCCCCCUGCCCGCAUGCAACCCCUGCUCCACUCCAAGUGACGUGUGCCCAUUCACUUUCCUGGGCUUUCCGCGCCAAGGACUCGCUCGCUCGCUCCCCGAGGUCAGCGCGAAGGGUUUUCCUGUUGCUGGUGGAGAUUGGCCCUGACGGCUGGGGAAAGCCACUUACGGUGCCAGUUGCAGCCCUUUGUGAGCUGCUGACACUGUGCACUUUGACCUCGAUUCGUGUGCACGGGUAUCCAGAGAAAGUCGUGUCUUAUCAGCUUGCUGGUCAUAAGCACAAUCAUUCCCAGCUGCCAGCUCCCAUCUCCCAUCUCCCAGCAUAUUUGCCCAUCUGCAGUUUAUUUAUUUAGUGUAGAUAUCACUAAUUUUCCAGAGAUUUAUAUACAAUCAUACAUUUACAUAUGAGUUAUGCACUACAUAGUCGAAUAAGGUCCACUCUAGUGCAUGCAAAUGCCUUCAAUUGAUUAAUUUUUUGCAAGGGGAUCUCUUCUGACCCCUCCUUAGACUAAUCUCUCGCUAACGACGUAUCUUUCGAAACAAUUUUGACUUAGCAAUGCAAUUGCAUUGUUUAUAGAACAAGAGAAGGCAUUGCAGUGAAAAAUUAUCUUGCUGAGCUGGCGGAAAAUAUAAAUGUGUGAUUAAUAUUCAGCAAGCUCAAACCUUUCGACUUGUGGAACUUCCACUAUCAACAUUACAGUCAACUGCCUUCUAUUUGUAUUUUUCUACGACUUAUCGUCGUUUUUAUGACUUUCCACUGGAACAAUGGGUGAUAAGGAAACAGAUAUAACAAGUCGGUCAUUUUAGAUAACUUUAGAUUGUAUAUAAAACUGCUACUUUUCCAUUGCAAUUUGUUGUUCCUACAAAAUUGCAAGUGACACUUAGAGGAGUAUCCCAUAUUUUUAAAACCCCCCAUUUUCCACACACAGCCCAAGGUUGCUUACAGCGAUAAUGAAGCCGACGCGGAAUCCAUGGUCUUCAACCGGCCGCAGCACCAUUGCAUCAAAUCCUUUCUGCUGUUCCUGAUCGCCGUAGUCGUGAUGCUCCUGGGUGUCCUGGGCGGAUGGACCCUGUACCGAGUGUACGCUCCGUCGCAUAGCAGCAUGCGCUACCACGCCCUGUGCGAGAUCCCCUAUCCGGAGGACUCGAUGGAGAUGGCGCGGGUAUAUCCGCGCACCGUGGAACCGUUCGCCCUGAACUGGCGCUCCUUGCUACCCGAGCUCGCGCAACCGAUGCCCAACAGUGGAUCGCUGGACGAGAGCCACUUCCGCGAGGACAUCGAACUGGACGGUGACAGCGAUGACGAGGGCUACGCACGCGUGGACGUGCCCGACUUCAAGGAUGGACGUCGUGGUCGCUUCAUGCACGACUUCAAGGAGAACCAGUCGGCCAUUAUCGACACUACCACCGGACGGUGCUUCAUCAUGCCCUUGGAUCGGGACACGACCCUGCCCCCGACCAGCUUUGUGGAUCUCAUAAAGAAGAUGAGCACUGGCUACUACAACAUAGAUACGGAGCGCGUGCGGCGCCAGAUGCGUGUGGUCAUGCCCCGCAUCACCGAUGUCUCGCUCAUCUCGGAGCGGAUUGCCAACGAGUGCUUCGAUAUGAAGGUCUACAUGAUGGAGAAGUUCGUCUCAGGCGUCUCGAAGAGAUCGGCUGAUCCGCUGCCGGAGUCAGCCAAGUACGCCGAGUUCAUGGGCAAGGGCGUCAUCGAGUACGACCUGGCCAACAUCGCCGAGGUGGAGGCCUACGAGGCCAACGAGGCUAGGCAACAGGCCUGAGCUUUGGAGGAGGAGGAGGAUCUUUUAAGCUACAACACCCAUAUGAUAACACAACCUAAACAAAUUAUUACUUAGAAUCGAUUUAUACAUACACAGAGCCAUGCCUACAAGUCUAGAUCUGGUUACCACUGGUUAGCAGGACACACACCCACUCCGGGUGGAUAUAUCAUCAUUGGCCAAGCGAGUUUAGCAAAUUAUAGACCCUAGUAAGGAAGCGUAACGAAAAUGUACCUAGAACGCAAUCAAAAGCGAUCGACGAAAUUGUGACAAAUACGUGAAAUGUAUUAGCCUCGAGGGCGGAUUGAAAGGAUACGGAGAGAUUGGAUCGGUACACGCGCACAGACACACUGCGGCAUUCCAAGUACAUAUUUUAUAUAUAUGCUCUUAAACUCUAUUCUAACAAUUAAUGUAUAGAACGGAUUCAGAACGAAGCUAUUUACAGCAAAAACAACCUGAGGGCGGAAAACAUGGCAACUAUCAGCAUGCGUAAGAGAAACAAGUAAAUUAAUCUAAAUGUUCUUUAAACUACUUACAUGUAUUAAACGCGAAUUUGUGAUCUUU
Messenger RNA from Drosophila melanogaster (fruit fly), 2849 nucleotides. RefSeq lists its product as uncharacterized. The transcript is spliced from 2 exons. The record is from RefSeq and is marked reviewed. The coding region runs from base 1479 to 2288 and encodes 269 amino acids. NCBI's taxonomy places the organism in Eukaryota, Metazoa, Arthropoda, Insecta, Diptera, Drosophilidae. Gene Ontology annotation, cellular component: membrane; plasma membrane.